Setaria italica (foxtail millet) is the source of this 537-nucleotide messenger RNA. Its product is annotated as protein FLOWERING LOCUS T. Lineage: Eukaryota; Viridiplantae; Streptophyta; Magnoliopsida; Poales; Poaceae. The transcript has 5 exons. The coding region runs from base 1 to 537 and encodes 178 amino acids. The record is from RefSeq and is a predicted model, not a curated record.
AUGUCGACGUCGUCAAGGGACAGCCUGGUGCUGGGGCGGGUGAUCGGCGACGUGGUGGACCAGUUCUCGCCGGCGGUGGCGCUCCAGAUCUCCUACAACGGCCGCCGCCUCAUGAACGGCGCCGACUUCCGGCCGUCGGCGGUGGCAGCGAGGCCGCGAGUCGAGAUCGGGGGCACCGAUCUCAGGCAGUCCUACACGCUUGUAAUGGUGGAUCCUGAUGCCCCAAACCCCAGCAAUCCGACGUUGAGGGAGUAUUUGCACUGGUUGGUCACAGACAUUCCUGGGACAACUGAUAUUGGCUACGGCCGCGAGGUGAUCUGCUACGAGAGCCCCCGGCCGCCGGCGGGGAUCCACCGCGUGGUGUUCGUGCUCUUCCAGCAGAUGGCGCGCGGCUCCGUGGACGUGGCGCCGCUCCUCCGCCACAACUUCUGCACCCGCAACUUCGCCGUCGACCACGGCCUCGGCGCCCCCGUCGCCGCCGCCUUCUUCACCUGCCAGCCCGAGGGCGGCACCGGCGGCCGGCAUAUACAGUCGUGA